Molecule: messenger RNA, 1157 nt
Organism: Phalaenopsis equestris
Lineage: Eukaryota; Viridiplantae; Streptophyta; Magnoliopsida; Asparagales; Orchidaceae
Product: APO protein 1, chloroplastic-like
Exons: 1
Coding region: 171-1019 (282 amino acids)
Molecular function (GO): RNA binding
Source: RefSeq, a predicted model, not a curated record
UUGCUAAUUGAUGCUAUGAAGGCUCUAUUUUCAAAAUUGGCAAGCAACCUUUCCUUCUUUUUCGAGAACUUGGGUGUUGCUUAGUCUAGUCAUUAUGUCUGCGUGCUUUCCAUGCCCGUGCCCAAGAUCCCAAACAGGUUGUUCCAGUUGGCACUAAGUAACUUUUCUUGAUGCACAACAGAGAAUGCCCAGAAGUCCAUGUUGGCUCCACCGGCCAUUCAAUACAAGAUUGCAGCGGUCCUCAAAAUGUUAAACGAAGAAGUCAGCAUGUUUGGAUUCACGGAACCAUCAAUGAUGUCCUCAUCCCUAUCGAAUCCUAUCACUUAUUCGAUCCCUUUGGGCAUCGCAUCAAACAUGAAACUCGCUUCAAUUAUGAGCGAAUACCUGCAGUUGUGGAGCUCUGCAUUCAAGCCGGUGUCGAGUUGCCUCAAUACCCUUCCAGAAGACGUUCCGCUCCAGUCAGAAUGCUUGGCAAGAAGAUGAUUGACCGUGGUGGAUUUGUGGAGGAGCCGAAGCCAUGCAGAUCUCAAGAAAUAAUGACCCUGCUUUCUGAGAUUGAUACGUAUGCAGUCCUUAAUAGUCAAUUAAUCUCACCACCCGCUGACACCAGAAAGGCUGCAGAAAGGACUUUGAAGGCUUACAGCACAGUGAGGAGUGGUGUAAGGCAGCUGAUGAGGAAGUAUACCGUAAAGGCAUGCGGGUAUUGCUCGGAGGUCCAUGUUGGACCAUGGGGGCACAAUGCAAAGCUUUGUGGGGCCUUUAAACACCAGUGGAGGGAUGGGAAGCAUGGUUGGCAGGAUGCAACAAUUGAUGAGGUGAUGCCACCAAACUUUGUAUGGCAUAUGAAGGAUCCCAAGGGGCCACCGCCAACUGGUGCUCUCAAGAGGUUCUAUGGGAAGGCUCCAGCUGUGGUAGAGGUUUGUGUGCAGGCUGGUGCAGAGAUACCUGAUGCUUAUAGGCCUAUGAUGAGACUGGAUAUAGUUGUUCCAGAUACUGAAGAAGCAAGGUUGGUGGCAUAAGGCUGAAGUUCUUAAUAAUUUGUCGAAGUGUGGUAUUUUCUAAGCAGAAUGGAGGUCCUCCCUUGCUUACGUUAUGUAUGAUUUGUACAUAUACUUUGUUGCUUGCUUUGGAAACUCAUCUUCAAACUGGUUAUAUUG